AUGGUAAGAAAAAGCGUAAAAAUCGCUUACAUCGUUAAUGACAAAGCAAGAAAAGUGGCAUAUAAGAAAAGGUGUAAGGGCUUAAUAAAGAAGGUUAAUGAACUCAGCAUAUUGUGCGACGUUGAAGCUUGUGCUAUCAUCUAUGGUGAAUAUAGCUCUCAACCUGAGGUUUGGCCUUCUUCGUCAAAAGCACAAGAUGUGAUUACAAGGUUCCAGAUGAUGCCUGAAUCGGAGCAAAAGAAAAAGAUUUUAAAUCAAGAGAGUUAUCUCAUAGAAAGGCUGCACAAGAUCACAGAAAAACUUGAUAAACAAGUCAAACGCAAUCGUGAAGAAGAGUUAACUCAGAUAAUGCUUAAAAGUCUUUCAAUCAGGUGCAUAAAAGAUCUCGAACUAAAAGAUCUAGAUGAUCUUGGAUGGAUUAUUAAUCGAAACAUGAAGGAAAUUGAGUGGAGAAAGAAUAAACUAAAGAGUGUGGAUAAUAAUUCUAAACUUGCACAAGAAACACCAAAAUCUUCAGCAGAAGCAACACCUCCGGUGCAAGUCACUGCACUCGCAGCAAAUCCUAGUAUUCAUGAGAAGAAUUAA
Molecule: messenger RNA, 585 nt
Organism: Carica papaya (papaya)
Lineage: Eukaryota; Viridiplantae; Streptophyta; Magnoliopsida; Brassicales; Caricaceae
Source: RefSeq, a predicted model, not a curated record